Messenger RNA from Recurvomyces mirabilis, 672 nucleotides. RefSeq lists its product as uncharacterized. Lineage: Eukaryota; Fungi; Ascomycota; Dothideomycetes; Mycosphaerellales; Teratosphaeriaceae. The coding region runs from base 1 to 672 and encodes 223 amino acids. The record is from RefSeq and is a predicted model, not a curated record. The transcript is spliced from 2 exons.
AUGCAAGUCGCAACCAAAGAGACCGCCCGCCAGCUGCCCGACCAAGCCACCCUCAACCAAGUCGCCUCCCUCCAAGUCAUCGAUGAAAACGGCACCAAACUCCCCUUCAACACCCUCUACACCACCUCUCCCUCCUCUCCCUCCUCCCCCCAAAAGAACCUCCUAAUCUUCAUCCGCCACUUCUUCUGCGGCAGCUGCGAAGAAUACGUCCGCGCCUUACAACGCCACAGCCACCUCUUCUCCCCAUCCCACAACAACAACACCACCACCAACACCAACACAACCCUCACAAUCAUCGGCUCCGGCCAACCCGACCAAAUCCCCGGCUACCGCCACCGAACCGGAACCACCUUCCCCAUCUUCUGCGACCCGGAGAGAAAAGUGUAUACCACACUGGGAAUGACGAAUAAUUACGGUGGCGGGGAGAAGAAACCGGAGUAUAUUACUCAGGGGUCGCUGGGGUUGGCGUUGAAGAGGGGGCCGGGGUUGGAGGGGGGGCAUCCGGGGCAGAAUGGGGGGGAGGUUUUGUUUGUGGAGGGCGGUAAGGGAGGGGUGGAGGUGGUGUUUUGUCAUCGCAUGUUGAGUACGAGGGAUCAUGCCGAGGUGGGGGAGUUGUUGGAGGUGCUGGGGGUUGCUGGUGAGAAGGAGCCAGGGGCAGGGUGGGAAGGGUGA